Messenger RNA from Symbiodinium sp. CCMP2456, 903 nucleotides. Lineage: Eukaryota; Dinophyceae; Suessiales; Symbiodiniaceae. The record is from the annotation of a GenBank genome assembly.
AUGAGACAGCUACUGCACAGAGGACAAGGUUUCCUCCUGCAGGCUUACCGGCAGACCAAGGCAUCAGCGGGGACGUCGGGGCUGACCAGCAUGUACGGUCUCUUCACGCUGAUGGGUCAAGCCGAGGUCCCCCUUUUUGAGCUGUUAGACCGCCUGGACAGCCAAGUCCUCGAGGAGAUCUACUUGCCGGACUCGGUGACCCACAGCGCCUCUCCCUUUUAUGUGCACGUGCUCCCAACACGGAAUGUCGAGUCAAAUCACGUGCGGACGUUCUUCAAUCUGCAUUGUGACCAAACCUUCAAGGACCUCGUUUCGGAGCAUCGAAGCCUACUGCGGCCGCUAACGGUCGUGGAGAUCGGCAGCCAUUUGGGAGGCUGCAUUUUAUGGGCCUUGACACACCUACCAGAACAGACCCGUGGCCUUGCUGUGGAUGCCUACCCUCCUGCAGUCGCGGCGCUGCGCCGCACUGUGCAACAGAACCAUUUGUCAGACCGUCUGGAGGUAGUGGAAAGCUUCGUGUGCCUCCGUGACGGAAAAGAUGAAAGACAUUUUGUGGUGUCACUUCGCCAAACCGGCAAGCACCUGGAAUGCACGAGUCUUCAGGCGCUUCUGGAAGAACAGCACAUCGAACAGGUUGACAUACUUCGGAUACAUGUCCUGGGGCGCGAAUUCGAUGCUCUCCGCUCUGCGGAGAAGUUCUUGCGAGCUGGAAAGGUCAAAGCCCUUGCAAUCUCCGUCUCCAAGGAGAGCAUCGAGCUCGAGGCCAUGGCUCAAAUGUUGAUGCGUUCUGGGUACAUUCUACAGCUGGAAGGAUUUGCCAACUGGGACGUCCAGAACAUCUUCCGAGCACAGCAGAGUCUUCCUCAAAGUGUUCAGACGAUGAUUGCCAGAUAUCCACGGUAA